CAGCUGUAGCGAGCGACCUGGUCAGCCAGCGACAGGUCCCCUGCUGCCCUAUUUGCCGGUUCUUGACGUGAAUGUCGAAACAUCUUUCGGGAAAGCUCUUUGGGGCAGGAGAGAGACACAGCGAGAGAGGGAACACAAGCAGGGGGAGCGGGAGAGGAAGCAGGCUUCCCGCGGAGCAGGGAGCCCGAUGCGGGGCUCGAUCCCAGGACCCUGGGAUCAGGACCUGAGCUGAAGGCAGAUGCUUAACGACUGAGCCACCCAGGUGCCCCAAAGAUUGUGCUAGAUUUGUUGCUUUGUGGAGUCUUACCAAAGAUAUUGCAUUCUGAGCCUGAGAAGCCAGCUUGGAAUCUAACAGUUUGAUCAGUCGACCAAAACAACCCUAGACCGAACUGUGGCUCACACCAGCUGACACUGGAGAAGUUCCUCUCAGUAAGGAUCGCAUUUCUCAGAAGGAAUUAUCACCUGUUUUAAGUGUCUUAUCUUACAAGUACAUUCCACAGGAGUCCCCUGAAGAAUCAGAAUUCAGAAGGAAUCUCUUAGACAGACUUCAUUCCCUCCCUGACUCAACUGGGGCAGCAUUUUCGGACAGUCUCUGCCCAGAAUGUCAGGAAAAGCUGCAGGCCUGGCCUACCAUGCUCCAGAAGAACAAGAAGGACUUAUAAUUGUGAAGGUUGAAGAAGAGAAUUAUGUUUGGGGGCGGGACCUUGGCCUUCAGGGAGACCCCUGCAGCCCAGAGACCUUCCGCCAGCGUUUCAGGCGGUUUGGCUGCUCUGAUUCCGAGGGGCCCCGGGAGGCCCUGAGCCGGCUCCGGGAGCUUUGCCAUCAGUGGCUGAGGCCAGAGGUGAACUCCAAGGAGCAGAUCCUGGAGCUGCUGGUGCUGGAGCAGUUUCUGAGCAUCCUGCCUGAGGAGCUGCAGGCCUGGGUGCGAGAGCACCAGCCUGAGAACGGAGAGGAAGCCGUGACCCUGUUGGAAGAGCUGGAGAAAGAGCUUGAUGAGCCAAGGAAACAGAUCGCAAGCUGGCGGCUGACAAAGUAUUAACAACAAAGCAAGAAAUUAUGGAAUGUGUAGCAUCAGCAGCCAUGAUAUCCCCAGGAAGACUCCCUGGGGAAACUCCUUCAGGACAGAUGGUUGAAGAAGCUUUGGGAG
Molecule: messenger RNA, 1147 nt
Organism: Mirounga angustirostris (Northern elephant seal)
Lineage: Eukaryota; Metazoa; Chordata; Mammalia; Carnivora; Phocidae
Product: zinc finger and SCAN domain-containing protein 30
Exons: 6
Coding region: 602-1039 (145 amino acids)
Source: RefSeq, a predicted model, not a curated record